Molecule: messenger RNA, 3915 nt
Organism: Plasmodium vivax (malaria parasite P. vivax)
Lineage: Eukaryota; Apicomplexa; Aconoidasida; Haemosporida; Plasmodiidae
Product: heat shock protein, putative
Exons: 1
Coding region: 442-3276 (944 amino acids)
Biological process (GO): protein stabilization; cellular response to heat; protein folding
Cellular component (GO): plasma membrane; cytosol; perinuclear region of cytoplasm
Molecular function (GO): ATP-dependent protein folding chaperone; ATP binding; ATP hydrolysis activity
Source: RefSeq, a predicted model, not a curated record
ACGAAAAAAUAAGCAAAUAGGAAAAAUUAACAAAAUUAGCAAAAUUAACAAAAUGUUUACACUUGCGAAAGGUCAAGAACUUAAUGCUGCCAAAAAAACGCCUUCCAAGUAGGGAUAAUAAAAAAACAGAACGUGAAACUUGUCAGCAGUUCGCAUACCUGCCCUCUUUUAACCGCUAAACCCACAACACCAUUGCAGCAAACAUUUUUAUCACAAAAAACAUGUGUACAAUCUGGCAAGCGCUGCUAAUGAGGAACUGCUUCUAAAUUUUGCCUCCUUCGCGCAACCACAUUUGCCUAUACGCACGUGCAUACAUGUUUUUACAUGACCACACCCUUUCGUGCGGGGGGCAAGCUGGUGUUAGUGUUAGUGUAAUUGUAGGACGCUUUCACCUCAACACGUUUUCUCUGAACAGACAAACAAAACGUGAAGCCGUGAAAAAUGCAAAAUGCUCGUGUCGCGAACAAAAUAAAACUAAUACUGUGCCUCCUUUUUGCCGCCCUCCUAAAACCAAAUGACGUAACAGAAGCUUAUAAUACUGCUCGAAAUGCAGAAAAAUUAAACUACAUAUUGAAUUACAAAAACGCGAGUAGGUACCACAUAGAUAAUAGGAUAAAUAAAACGUUUUUAAAAAAAAAAAAACUGAAGGGAAACACAUUAAACAGCUUUAAUGAUGACGUGAAGACGAUUAGGGAGGACAUGUCGGCAGACAGUUCUCCGGUGGAAAAGUACAAUUUCAAAGCAGAGGUGAAUAAAGUUAUGGACAUAAUAGUCAAUUCGUUAUACACAGAUAAGGAUGUGUUUCUGAGAGAGCUAAUUUCGAACGCGUCGGACGCCUGUGACAAGAAAAGGAUAAUACUGCAAAAUGAGAAACAAAUGAAAGAAGCACAGGAUAUAGCGAACUCAUCGGUAGCUAAAAGUGACGUGGAAAAAUCCACCCCCGAGGGAGCUAACAACAAUGGAGAGGUAGAAAACAAAGAACAAGUGGAUGAAAUAAAAAAGCUAAUCAUAAAAAUCAAACCAGAUAAAGAAACCAAAACGCUAACCAUUACAGAUAACGGAAUUGGCAUGGACAAGAAUGAACUCAUUAACAACUUAGGAACGAUCGCCCAAUCGGGGACUGCCAAAUUUUUAAAACAAAUUGAGGAAGGCAAAGCGGAUAGUAACCUAAUUGGACAGUUCGGAGUUGGUUUCUACUCCUCCUUUCUGGUGUCUAAAAAAGUGGAGGUAUUCACAAAAAAAGAAAAUACCAUUUUUAGAUGGUUCUCAGAUUUGAAUGGCAGCUUUAUGGUUAACGAAAUAAAAAAAUAUGAACAGGAAUAUGAAGACAUACAAUCGAGUGGGACAAAAAUUGUCCUACACUUGAAGGAAGAAUGCGACGAAUAUUUGGAGGAUUAUAAGUUAAAAGAAUUAAUCAAAAAAUAUUCCGAGUUUAUUAAAUUCCCUAUCGAAAUAUGGUCAGAAAAAAUUGACUAUGAAAGAGUUCCAGACGAUUCGGUGUCCCUAAAAGAUGGAGAUAAAAUGAAAAUGAAAACGAUAACAAAAAGAUAUCACGAAUGGGAGAAAAUUAACGUGCAGUUACCAAUAUGGAAGCAAGACGAAAAAAAACUAACUGAAAAUGAUUACUAUAGCUUUUAUAAAAACACCUUUAAGGCAUAUGAUGAUCCGUUAGCCUAUGUCCACUUUAACGUAGAAGGACAAAUCUCUUUCAAUUCCAUUUUAUACAUCCCAGGAUCACUCCCAUGGGAAUUGAGUAAAAAUAUGUUUGAUGAAGAAUCAAGAGGAAUUCGUCUCUACGUCAAAAGAGUUUUCAUAAAUGAUAAAUUCUCAGAAUCUAUACCCAGAUGGUUAACCUUUUUAAGGGGUAUUGUGGACAGUGAAAAUCUGCCCUUAAAUGUAGGAAGAGAAAUUCUGCAGAAGUCAAAAAUGCUUUCCAUUAUCAACAAAAGAAUUGUUCUUAAAAGUAUCAGCAUGAUGAAAGGACUCAAAGAAACCGGAGGAGAAAAAUGGAAUAAAUUUCUCAACACCUUUGGAAAAUAUCUCAAAAUUGGAGUCGUGGAGGAUAAAGAAAAUCAGGAAGAAAUCGCCUCCCUAGUUGAAUUCUAUUCCAUCAAUAGUGGAGAUAAAAAAAUCGAUUUGGACACUUACAUAGAAAAUAUGAAACCCGAUCAAAAGUGUAUCUAUUACAUUUCAGGGGAAAAUAAAAAAACCGCGCAAAAUUCCCCCUCUUUGGAAAAAUUGAAAGCACUAAAUUAUGAUGUGCUCUUCUCCCUAGAGCCGAUAGAUGAAUUUUGCUUGUCCUCCCUGACUGUCAAUAAAUACAAAGGGUACGAUGUCUUGGAUGUGAACAAAGCGGACUUGAAGUUAAAAAAAGAAAACGAUCAAAACCAGACGGAUAGCCUAGAUAAGCUAAAAAUGAAAUACGAAAUAUUAUGCAGAUGGCUACAUAACAAAUUUUCUCAUAAAGUGCACGAAGUCCGCAUUUCCGACAGGCUGAUUAACUCUCCUGCUUUGCUAGUUCAAGGCGAAAUGGGAAUAUCCCCCUCCAUGCAAAAGUACAUGAAACAACAAGCCACCGCGCAAGGAAUGUCAGAAAAUGAAAUGUUCGGGGGGCAGUCAGCCAAUCAACCUGUGCUAGAAAUUAACCCAAACCAUUACAUCAUCAAACAGCUAAAUCAUUUAAUACAAAUAGAUAAAAUGAAUUCUCAAAAUUCAGAAAUUGCAGAACAGAUAUUUGACAUUGCUUCCAUGCAGGGGGGGUACACCAUUGACGACACUGGUCUUUUUGCAAAGCGGGUCAUCGGGAUGAUGGAGAAAAAUGCCCAGACGUAUUUGAUGAAUGUUCAGGGUAAUCUGGACAGCACACCUUCAGAGAGUAGCCCGUCUAGCAGUUCCGAGCCGGCCCAGAAUUCGGCGCAGGGUGAUUCAACUCAGGGCAACGCAGGCGGGAGUAACCCAGCACUUGACAAUCCAUCCAGCUCAAGCGAGUCCGCCGGAUUAAGUGAACCCAGCGCGGAUGCAAGCAGCACGGGCGGAUUCGGGGAAGAGAGACUGAGCGCCAGCAAUUUGGACGGCCUGGGGGGAGACAACGCAAGUGCUAAUGCAAAUGCAAAUGAAAGCUCAAAUGCAAGCACAAACAGCAUAGGUGCAAAUGGCCUAAGCGAUAGCGCCCUGAAUGGAAGUAACAUGAACGGCCUGGAUCCAAACUUGUACAACAUCGAUCGAAACAUUUUUAAUGACAAAAUGUUUAGCGGCUCGGACAAAACCGUCUUAUGAUGCGGGCGCACAGGACGAGUAGGCUGCCAAUCGGCCCCUUUAAUUAUCAACCAUUUUUUAAAUGCACACAUGUGAAGCUGCGCAUGUGCAUGCACGUUCCACAUGGCUGAGUGGCGGAAAAUAACAAGCGUGUAUGUUUUCCCCACGCAGCGCUUCAACAUAAGUUCCACCCAUUUGUCUAAUCAUUACAGUGAUAUGUAUAUGUGUAUGUAUAUGCGUAUGCACAUGUAUAUAAGUAUACGCAUGUAUUAAUAUGUACAUAUUAAUAUGUAUAUCCUUUUUUGAAUUUUUUCAUCUCGCAAAUUCGUUUGGAAUUUUCACGUGCGUACACAUGUCUGCUCUGUAAACUUUCCAAAUUGUUUUUUUAUUAAUCUUUACCAAAUUAAGAAUUAAAUUAACUCUGAAAAUUUUUAUUAUGUGCGUAAUGUGUGAACAUUUUCGUAUGCAUUUUUUUUUUUUUUUCCCACUUGUAAAAUAAAUGCAUAUUCCUCCUCUUUACAUUUAAAAGUUACACACUCGUAUCUUACAAAUGUUUUCAAACGUUUGGACAGUUCCAACGCAAUUUAUUAUUCUCCUUUUUUUUUUCUUUUUUCUUUUUUUAAGAUUUAAGCAAUUUUUUUAAUAGAAUAAUAAGUAGUA